AUGACAGUCAAAUCAAAUCCAGUCUGUCUUAGUUCUCGCAAAGAUGCAGAGCGUGUGGUUGAGCUCUUUGACAAUUUUUUAUUAGAUUGCGAUGGUGUCAUUUGGUUAUCUGAGACAUUGAUCGAAGGUGUAGCCGAUUUCCUUCGAUAUUUGCAACUCCACAAAAAGAAUAUUGCAUUCGUUACAAACAAUUCAUCCAAGUCACGUCAAUCGUACGUCGAGAAAUUUAGAUUUUUGGGGAUACACGGGAUCGAAAAAGAGCAGAUAUACACUACUGGCUAUUCUGCAGUAUUGGAGCUCAGAAAGAUGGGGAUACAUCCAGGGUCUAAAAUCUGGGUUCUUGGAGAUUCUGGAAUUGAAGAUGAAUUGGCCGAUGAAGGAUAUAUUGCCUUGGGCGGCUCGAACCCGCUACUUGAUCAACCAUGGAACCCAAAGAAUCCUUUGUUGAAAGUGGACCCCGAGGUAAAAGCCGUGAUUGCCGGCUCAACCAAUGACUUUAAUUUCAUGAGGAUUACAACAACGCUUCAGUAUCUAGUGUACGAUAACAAGAAAAUACCAUACAUUGGAACAAACGGCGAUCGUAACUAUCCCGGUCCCGAUGGAUUGACCUUACCUGCUGGAGGCAGUAUUGUCGAGUACAUGUCGUACUGCUCAAAUAGACCAUAUAUCGAUGUUGGUAAACCGAGCAAGACUUUUGCUGAUGUUAUUUUUUACGACACCAACUUUGACCGAUCCAAAUCAAUAAUGAUUGGAGAUACCUUGUCUUCAGAUAUCAAAUUUGGAAAUGAUGCAGAUCUAGGCAAUGGGCAUGGUACAAUGCUCGUUCUCUCUGGAGUAACAACAAUCAAUGAGUUGGAACAAUUGAUAAGUCCUGGCUCUUCAUCGUCGCACUUACAUAAAGCACAAGGGCAAGACCAGGCAUUGAUACCACAAUUUUUUGUGGACUCGUUGACGAAAUUCUACAAUCUUCUACAAAGUUGA
Molecule: messenger RNA, 981 nt
Organism: Lodderomyces elongisporus
Lineage: Eukaryota; Fungi; Ascomycota; Pichiomycetes; Serinales; Debaryomycetaceae
Gene: PHO13
Product: Pho13p
Exons: 1
Coding region: 1-981 (326 amino acids)
Molecular function (GO): phosphoglycolate phosphatase activity; alkaline phosphatase activity
Source: RefSeq, a predicted model, not a curated record